Molecule: messenger RNA, 4171 nt
Organism: Drosophila bipectinata
Lineage: Eukaryota; Metazoa; Arthropoda; Insecta; Diptera; Drosophilidae
Gene: dbr
Product: debra
Cellular component (GO): nucleus
Molecular function (GO): zinc ion binding
Source: RefSeq, a predicted model, not a curated record
GGGGCGUGGCGAGGUCAGGGAGAGAGUACAGUAAUGUACAAUGCGAGAGUGUGUGCGUGCGAGAGGCUGCAAUGGUAUGGGUGUGUAAUGGCAGCAGCAGCAGCAACAGCAACAGCAACCAGCAGCGUUUGUUCGCUCAUUUAUAUUUUGAGUGUUCGUCGCGACGCAAGUGAAAAAAAGUGUCUUUCGGUCCGUUUUGAAAACCACGUUAAACGGGUCGAUUUGGCGGGGAUAGAGCCCGAAAAGCCACUACCGGAGCCUCACAUACGGCGGAGUCGGUGUCCCCAGCCCCCCGGCCAGGAAUUCCAGGUGGAAAACACGAUUUCUCGGUUUCCUCCAAAAACGUAGCAUAACGAGUGCGGACAGCGUCAAAGAAGAAAGCAAAUGUGAGAUUGGGGAUCGCGCUCUCUCUCUCCUUCAGUUUGUUAUUAUUUGUUUCGCACGCUCUCCCGUUUCAUUGUGCGCGGCGCGCGAUCAUUUACGAAUCAGUGUGGGCAAAAAGUAGUCCGAAUCUGUGGACUGAAGGUGAUCCAGGCCGCCUUCCGACCCCCUCGUGAAACACACUCCCACUGCCUGCGUCGAGCAGGAUGCUGAGCUCGCAGAUCUGAGCCCGGCGAUAAGGAUAGCAUAAGGACCUACCUGUGCUGCUGGAACCGCGACAUGGAGAACGAGUUCGAGCACCUGUGCCGCAUAUGCGCGGCCAACACCAAGAGCAAGACCAACUCCGUGGUGGAGAGCGUCUUCAUCUUCAAGACCCAGGGCCUGAGGGACAAGAUUUCGCGGCACCUCUACCUGAACGUGGCCGAGGACGACCCCCUGCCGAAGGUGCUCUGCAAAGCCUGCUACCGGCAGGUAGAAGCCACUGCCUCCCUCUCAAACAUCGCCAAGCACACACAGGUUGUAUUCCGCGACUUUCUGCUCAGCACGCUGCCCAAGAAUGCCCGCGAAGCAGCCGCCGCUCAUCUCACUGCUCCGCCACCUCCCACCCAGAUUCCCCUGCCAAUUGCACGCACGGAAGAUAAGCCACCGGCAUCCGAUGAAUUUCGGCCGAUUGUACUGACCCGGAUCCCGGAUAAAACCACCAUCACGGUGGCCAAGACUGCGGCGCCAAAUCCGCCACGGAACGAGCUUGCCGACAAAAGCAGAGAGGUCUCUCGGGACAUUUUGUCGUUAAACAUUGACAAUAGCGGACCUCCGCAGGACAAGGAGGUGCCAGCACGACGCAACAGCGUCUUUUCUGACGUUCGAUACAAAUCUACCCCGAUGUCGAUCGCACAGCGAUCCAUGAAGAAUCCGCCCUCACUGGUGCCGCUCCACUCCGAAAUAUCCAUCACCAGUGCGCCUAAAAUAAGUCCGGAGAAGAGGCCCACGCCCGCAGGCGUGAUCAACUUUAUUCAGACUCACGGACGCAUCACGGGCAAUGUGGCCGGGACCAGCCAGGAGGCCCCAACCCAGCAGCCACCUCCUGUUCCCGCCCUGGCGAAGGUGAGCAACCCUGGACUGCCUGGCAACAAGCUACCCAGCAACGUCCUCCAGCAGAAGCGUAGGAAUCUUAAGUACACCGUGAACAACAUCAAAGCCAUCCAGAGCGGACAGGUCUCGCUGCUGAAGUCGGCGCAGGUUCGAGGGCCAGCGGAGGAAACAAGACCCUAUGUGACCACCACUCUGGUGCCCAAGCAGGCCCUGUUCGGAUGUGAGCCUUCGGUGGAGGAGGUGCUGCCGGAGCACAUGAUAUUUGCCGCGCCCAAGAAGAAGAGGGACGAUGACGAUGUGAUUCUGCAGAGCGGGCCCCCGAAACUAGCGAAAAUCAUGCCAAUUCCAAGCAAGCCGACGUCGGCUGCUCACCAAGCUGCAGGUCCCUCGAACGCGUCGAGCCAUGUUAAGAGUCUCACAGAGGCCAUUUCGCUGGGCAGCGUCAUCCGGGACCCCGACCUGUUGAAGCUCAUCCUGAAGGCUCUGAAGUGGCCGGUUUCGGCCGGGAACUGCGAGAAUCAGAUGAAUCGUUUGAAGAACUCAAAGUUCGCGGUCAUCAUGUCGGACAACAACCUCUUGCAGGACACAGAUCUCACGCAGCUGCUGGGGCCCUACUUGGCUCCCAUGCUAGCGGUUACCCAGCAGCAGGAAAAGCAGUCGCCGCCGCCACUCGUAGCGUCCUCUUUCUCUGGCUCGAGCAGCUCUGGGCAUGGCCCGAUGGAUGUACUCAACAUGACCGACCUGUCGAGAGCGAUGCCCUACAAGCUUCCGCCAGAGACUUCGGUUCAGCUCGUGCCAUCGAGUCCCACGGAGCAGGAACCACCUCCCUUGCAUCUCACAAAACUCGUCCAGUCGGCCAAGCGUCCUCAGCGCAAGGGGCGUGUCCGGGAGACUCCCACCAGAGGUCCCUCUGUGCCGCGAACCUCGAAUGCGGCGCACGUCACCAACGAACUGUUGAACCUGAACUCCACGCUCCUCUCGCAAUUCGAAUCAAACCCAGCCGACGCCCUCAACGAGGCGCUUCUCGCAAUGCUGAAGCAGCAGCAGGAAGCCAAGGAGCAGCGCAGCUCGCGUCGCCGUCGCAGUGCUUCCAACACCGUGGUGAACCUGGAGGACAUUGUGUUGGUGGAACCACAGCCACCCUUGGAUCUGGAGCCAACUCCAUCGACUGUCGUGCGUCCGGAGGCCACGGCCUUAAGUCGUCGAGCUGCACCUCCAGCUUCCACCCAACCAACCCCAGUAACCAGGCCCAUCGUGAAGAGGCGCAAAACUGUGAUUCAGUCUUUGAAACCGUCGGACACCCCAACACCCAAUAAUGGAGAGGCGCCUAAGAUGGCUAAGAACACGUCAAAGCAAGUGGACCCCACGGACGCCCAGGAACCGGAAAAGAACGCCCCCGAGGUGGAGGUGCAUAGCGAGGAGGAGCAAGCCGUUGAACCGUCCCAGGCCCCGUCAAGCACCGUUCCGGAAGCCACCAAUAAUGAUAUUGAUGCCGCAGAGGAACAGCUCGAGGCUGCGUCGGAGGUGGCCUCGGAUAACGCGGAAACCGAAGGCAAUAGCAAGGGCGGGCCUGGCAGUCGCAAGUCGGAGGUGAAGGCUGUGCUCGGCCAGAAGCUUCUUGAGGCGAUUGGCCUGCCGCAGCUGGGUAAGGAUGUGGCGCCGGAGAGCUCACGCGACAGCCUGCGCAGUGCCCUGAAGCGCUCCCUGAAGCAGGCUCAGGAGCAGCAGCAGCAGAUGAAGCGCACCAAGCACGAGGAGCCGGUGAAGCAACUGGCCGAUUCCACUACCAAGCCAAGUGCCGCAGAGUCGGCGGACGAGCGGAAGAAGGCGAUUGCAGAGCGGGAACUGGCGCUGCUGAAGCGGAAAGCGGCAGAGAAUCCCAAGCCCGUCCCUAAAGAUGAGAAAUCAGAGCGGACCGAUGUGAGCUCAUCCUCCUCGCGGAACCGCCGGAACCGCAAAUCGAAGACGGAUGGAGCUGGGGAGGAUUCUGGGGACGAGGAGAAGAAGAGCGAGCGCUGGGACGAUGACGACGAGCUGCCGCUGAAGGCGGACGGCGAGAAGGGUCCUGAGGAGCGGAGCAGCAGCAGCAACAGCAACCGGCCCACCCGAGCGAGCAAGACCCAGUCCAAGUAUUACAAGGGACCGUCCCUCAAGUCGCAGCACUCCAUGGGAACGCGCUCGACACGCCAGCGCUGAGAGCCACCUGCCCUGAGGAUUUAUUUCCCAUAUGAAAUAUGUGAAACUAUUUUUGGACAAUUAGCCAUUUGUAGCAUAAGGAUUUCGAGCAGUCUGUGUACAAUGUACACGCGAAUCUAAGCCUUAAGUAUCUACGCGUUUAAGGACUGAAGUCGGUGCUGUGCUGACGGAAAAUAGUUCAACUGUUGGAGAAGUCAGGCAGUCCUAGACCCGGAGGAUCAUGUACAUGUACAGAAAAUCAUGUUUAUUAUAAGAGAAGCCUUGGAGCUAUGUAUACCUUAAAUGCGGAGGAAUCGCAAUUUAGUUUUCCUUUUCUGAAGUUCUUCAUUAUUAACUCUUAUGUUCACUUGAAGUUUAUUAUUUAGUUUUAUGCCUUGAAUAUUACACACCAUCUUAGGAUAGAAGAGUAUCUCGUAAGUCUGUAAACUGAACAUACAUUUUCUUGUCCUGUAUAUGGAGGAAAUACACCACUAGUUUAAAAUGUUGGAACAAUUACAAAGAA